Messenger RNA from Drosophila ficusphila, 1145 nucleotides. Its product is annotated as glycerol-3-phosphate phosphatase. The record is from RefSeq and is a predicted model, not a curated record. NCBI's taxonomy places the organism in Eukaryota, Metazoa, Arthropoda, Insecta, Diptera, Drosophilidae. The coding region runs from base 59 to 1021 and encodes 320 amino acids. The transcript is spliced from 2 exons. Gene Ontology annotation, cellular component: cytoplasm. Gene Ontology annotation, molecular function: phosphatase activity.
UUAAAUAAUCAAUUUGAUUCAGAAUUUUUUACACACGGAGAGAUAGUCCUCAAACACAAUGAAUCUCUCGCUAAAUCGGAGUGUCCAGAGGGGCGGCUGUCAAGUUUUGGGACUGAACAAGUUCGGCAUUCAGCAGUGGCUGAAGACCAUCGACACGAUCAUCUUCGACGGCGAUGGAGUCCUGUGGAACCACGACAAAGUCCUUGACAAAGCACCAGAGACCUUCAACGCUCUUCGAGCGAUGGGAAAGGACGCCUUCAUUUGCACCAACAACUCGGCCACUUCGGUGGUGGGAAUCUGUCGAAAGGCGCAGGAAAUGGGAUUUCUGGUGGCCAGGAAUGAGGUCCUUUCCUCGGGUCAGGCUUUGGCUCGCUUCAUGAAGGAGAAGAAGUUCAAAAGGAAGGCGUACGUAGUGGGAGGCCAGGGGAUCAUCGAUGAACUCAAGUUGGUGGGCAUCGAGUCCCUGCCCCUGGAUCAUCCCUCUCCGAAGGGAUUCUCGAUGCCAGAACACGUUCAGGGUAUUCUUUUGGAUGCUGAUGUGGGCGCAGUGGUGGUGGGAAACGAUAAGGACUUCAACAUGAUCAAGUUGACCAAGGCCUGUUGCUAUCUCAAGGAUCCCGCUGUAAUGUUUGUGGCCACAGACCGCGAUACGGCCUUUCCGGCGGCUCCUGGGAGAUUGGUUCCCCGAUCCGGGGUCAUGGUGUCCGCCAUUCAGGCCGCCAGUCAAAGGACUCCCUUCACCUGCGGAAAACCCAAUCCGUACAUGUGCAUUGAUCUGAUGCGCCAGGGAGUAAUUCAGCCGGAGCGCACUUUGGUUAUCGGAGAUAACCUGUACUCAGAUAUCCUUUUCGGCUACAACUGCGGCUUCCAAACUCUGUUGGUGGGCACUGGGGUCAGCAGCUACAAGGAUGCGCUCGAUGCUCAAGAAUCCAAGGUUCCUUUGCUGUAUCAGCAAGUUCCGGAUCUUUUUGUGCCAAGGCUGUCCAAUCUUUUGCCCUUCUUGUCCUCUCGAAAUAGAUAGCCUGUGAGACUGCAUGUCAUUGUUAAUAAUAAUUUCUAUAAACUCUAAGUUGUUUCUUGCCCAAACAACACACAAAAAUUAUUUAAAAUACACAUAGAAUAAAUAGCCUAAUGCCCUUUAAAAA